GUUGUAUUUGAAUGAUGUUUUGUGUGGCAAAUGAAAAUGUUUAACAGAUUAUGUUCAAUUCACAUUUUAUUGAUAUCAAUCUAAAUUUAAAUUUGUAUUUGUUUCUGUUUACACUUUGUUUCUGUAAAUUCGAUUUGUAUUCCUUUCCGUUAAGAGAAAUCUAAAUUGUAUUCACUCCAUGAAAUGUGUGGCACAACUCUGCGUGGCAGAAGUUGAAUUGAAUGCCCCCUUCGCUAUGUACACACUGUGAAAUCUGUAACCCCAGGCCAAGCCAAAGGCAAAGCCUUCGUGAAAGUGCGGCUUUGACCAUAGCCACUGUUGUCGUUAGAGCCAGGAUCAAGGUUAUCUGGCGAUAGCCGCCUUAUCGCCCAUCCAGCUGCUCUCGCUCCCUCCGAACAGCCACUACAAUGUCCGCCGAUCUCCGCUGAACUGUCGCACAGGCAUUAUCAGGGGCUUCAGAGCCAAGAGAUAGUUGUCGUUCGCAUCGUCGAACGUUGUGGCGUUGUGGCGACACAAAGCCACAGUUGUCUCUGUUGUCCUCAGUUGCGGAUUUUCCAGCGUUGCGAGCAGAACCCAGAACCCAAAUAGAUCACAGCCCAAAAAGCGCACACAUCAUCAUCAUCAUGUGGUGGAGCCGUAAGUUAGCCUCGAGGUGUCUCCGCCUCCAUCGGGCCCAGAGCACCCAAAGCACCCAAAGCACUCGAAGCAGUGCCUCCAGGCAGCCGGAACAGAGCCUGGGCAUCAUUGGAGUGCCCUUCGCCAAGGGACAGGGCAAACAGGGCGUGGAACUGGCCCCGGAUCUCCUCCGGCAGAGCAGUCUGCGUCAAAUGCUGCAGAGCAGUCACGAUGGCCUGGUGAUAAGGGACUACGGAAAUCUGCAGUACGCCGUGGACGAGCCCCUUCUCCAGCAGCAACGGGUGCACUACCACCACAUCCGGAACUACGCGGACUUCAUGGCCUGCAAUCGGGCCCUGAUCGAGCAGGUGAAGCUCAUGCUGGCGGAGAACUCGCAGUUCCUGGCCAUUGGCGGCGAUCAUGCGAUCGGUUUCGGAUCUGUGGCCGGACAUCUGCAGCACACGCCGAACCUGUCGCUGGUGUGGAUCGAUGCGCAUGCGGACAUUAAUCUGCACAGCACCUCGCAGUCGGGCAACAUCCAUGGGAUGCCCGUGUCCUUUCUGCUGGAGCAGCUCCGAACCACCUGGCAGCACGCCGGCCUCCAGGACAUCGCGCCCAACUGUUUGCCCAAGGAUCAGUUGGUUUACAUCGGACUCCGGGACAUUGACCCCUACGAGGCGUUUAUACUGAAUAAGGUCGGGAUACGCUACUACGCGAUGGAUACGAUCGAUCGCGUGGGCGUGCCCAAGAUCAUCGAGAUGACGCUGGACGCCCUGGAUCCGCACAACAAGAUCCACGUAAGCUUCGACAUUGACGCCCUGGACAGCAACGUGGCGCCCAGCACGGGCACCGCUGUGCGCGGCGGCCUCACGCUCCGCGAGGGCAUCAGCAUCGUGGAGGCCCUGAGGGACACCAAGCGGGUGCAGGGCGUCGACCUGGUGGAGAUCAACCCGAAGCUGGGCAGCGAGCGCGACGUGCGGACCACCGUGGAGUCGGGCCUGGAGAUCCUGAAGAGCAUGUUCGGCUACCGGCGCUCCGGCCACUGGAGCAACAUCGACACCGGGAUCCUGGGCAGCGAUUAAAGAACACAAGAACGACGCCAGCUUGGACUUAUCAAUAUUUAUGUACAACAUUCUUGCCAUAUUUGUGUGUGCUUUUUUUUCUCGUAUCUUAAUGAAAGAAUAAAAAAUUAGUUUAAAGCGA
Messenger RNA from Drosophila ficusphila, 1818 nucleotides. It is a transcript of the gene arg, whose product is annotated as arginase-1. Gene Ontology annotation, cellular component: nucleus; cytosol; cytoplasm. The record is from RefSeq and is a predicted model, not a curated record. The transcript has 5 exons. Bases 624 to 1697 code for a protein of 357 amino acids. NCBI's taxonomy places the organism in Eukaryota, Metazoa, Arthropoda, Insecta, Diptera, Drosophilidae. Gene Ontology annotation, molecular function: manganese ion binding; arginase activity.